Temnothorax curvispinosus is the source of this 4141-nucleotide messenger RNA. Its product is annotated as MDS1 and EVI1 complex locus protein-like. The coding region runs from base 543 to 3665 and encodes 1040 amino acids. Lineage: Eukaryota; Metazoa; Arthropoda; Insecta; Hymenoptera; Formicidae. The transcript has 8 exons. The record is from RefSeq and is a predicted model, not a curated record. Gene Ontology annotation, cellular component: nucleus.
UCGGCUGCGGAGAGAGGGAGAGAGCGUCGCGAGGGUGGAGGACAAGGUGGCGGAGAAGGAGGAGACGCGAAGGACAGGAGAAGCCUCCUCCGCGCUGUCGGAGGACAGAUCCGACGUGCGUCAGGAUCCCAGCUGGACGGACGGACGGACGGACCGACCCGACCGACCUCUCUCUCGCCGCCGUCGGAUAAGCGGAGGAAGCGGAGGAAGAGGACGCGAUCGGUCGCGGUCCGUACCGGAAGCCGACCGCAGCGCGGACUACCCUCUCUGACGCUACCAUCGUCCGGUAUGCGCCCGGUACGUGUCUGAGCGAAUAUUUCUCGAUCGCUCUCGCCGCGAUCGGUCGAGACUGACGAGAGUGAAGAAGCUGCCACUCGCGUGUCGCGACACCCGAUUGACAAUUCAGGAAGGGAGGGGGUGGACAGCGUGAACUGAUCGACAGGAUAAUAAAUCGGUGCAUAAACUCGCAUGGCUCGGAGGACCGUCAGCGACGUUCUUACAGUUAGUGUUUUGUUUUCGAGUUCGCCACCCGUCGUGCAGCGAUGAGAUCCAAACCGGUGGCGAGAAGACUGGCACAGGGAAGCAGCGACGAAGGCGAGUCGACAUCGGGUGCGACUGGCGGGGGUGGCGGCAGCGAGAACGCAGAAAUGGAGGAGAACGGAUCGACUCGCACGAGUAGCAACAGCAGCAGCAACAAUCCCGUGUACAAAGAUUUGAAGUUACUUCAGGCCGGUGGCGAGGUUCCGCAGGAGUACAAUCCGCAAUCGCGGACAGCUUAUCAGCAGCGCGGAUACUCGCCGGGGAUAGACCGACAACGGAAUUACGAGAAGGAGCAACUUCAACCGUCGCCGUCUUCUAGGGAGGAAGAGAGGAAAUGGCCAGCCUGGGACUAUGAGAAAAACACGCGGAAAGAGUACUCGAGGUCGCGGGAUUACAAUGAAUACCAGGAUGCGAUAAAGCAGGAGCCCAAGGAUCACUCGAGUCGCGAGUGGGUGUCACCGGUGCCGGAGGUCGAGGUCGGCGGUUCGGCACCCGGAGGCCCGUACGUUCGCGCACGCAAAGACAUCCCUCGUGGCGCGAGAUUCGGUCCGUUCCUCGGCAAAUGGGCGAGUGAGCCUUUCAACCCCCGUUACGCGUGGGAGGUCCGCAUAGCUGGCAGCGGAGUAAGAGGCUGGUUGGAUGCAUCUCACGAGGCGAACAAUUGGCUAAAGUAUAUUCGAAGUACUGCUAGCUCACACGCAGUGAACAUGCGCCACGUACUCAUCGGCGGUCAGAUGGUGUAUGAGGCUGUUCGCGAUAUUGCAACGGGCGAAGAGCUUCUUUUGGGUCCUCGGGAACCGCUUCAGCUGCAGGACAUGCUGGGUGAGAAUACGACCGAGGACAGAAGCGAUCGAGAAACUGCCUCUCAGCACAGUGGAACUGUCGACGAGGACAAGGAGGACGAGGAAGAAGGAGAAACGAGAUGUACUGUCUGCGACAAGCCGUUUCAAGAUAUCGAACUAUUGGAUAGCCACCUGGUGACCUGUCAUAGAUACCCAGCGGAACAGCACCGCUGUGACAGCUGUCCCCGUGCUUACGCUUGGCGGCCACUUCUGGUACGACAUCGUGCUAUCGUUCACGGUGAUCUUAGAAACUAUCCCUGCGAAAAUUGUCCAAAGUCGAACAUCCGGCAGGUCUUCACGGACCCAUCAAACCUACAACGCCAUAUCAGAACGCAUCACGUGGGGGCGAGGAGCCACGCUUGCACGGAAUGCGGCAAGACCUUCGCGACCAGUUCCGGCCUGAAACAGCACACCCACAUUCACAGUAGCGUGAAACCCUUCCAGUGCGAGGUCUGUUUUAAGGCGUACACGCAGUUCUCCAAUUUAUGCCGGCACAAACGCAUGCACGCCGACUGUCGCAUGCAGAUCAAGUGCGUUAAAUGCGGACAAUCCUUCAGCACGGUAACAUCGUUAUCGAAACAUAAGCGAUUUUGCGACUCCACGACUCCGACUGGUCCGCCUGGAACCAUGCCUCAAUUACCGACGCCAGCGACGAGCCCCUUUCUGGUGUAUCCACGACCUCCCGUGGGCCUGCCAGGCGGCUUGCCUUUUUAUCCGCCUAGUCUGAUGGGUCCUUAUCCAGGAAUUUUCCCAAAUGCUUCGAAUUUUCUCAACACUCCUCUGAUUUUCCCGCCGAAAAUCGAAGAGGUCGAGAAGAGGAGCGACAGUCCCAAGAAGGAACGUUUUACCCCUCCAAGAGUGUUGUCGCAACACAAUAAGGUCUCUCCUUCCACGGCGGAGGAGGCCACUUCCACGUUUAGGCCAUCUCCGGCUAGACCUCCUGUUCAACCGACACCGGAAAGUGAUGACGAUCUUUUAAAGAGAAGAGAAGCUAGAAGCAACGAACGAAAAAUAAAAACUGAAAGCACUUUGAAGGAGGAAGCGACCGAGCAACCGUUGGAUCUAAGGGUUCAGACUAAGAAACAGGACGCUAUUUCAAAAACCGCAAUUAAGAAAAGCCGUUCUCCGUCGCCAGCCCCAGUACCGAUGGAGGAAACGCCCGCACCUCCCGAUCGUCCGAAAUCGGAAGAGGAUGCUGCCGCUCCUCCGCCGAUGGAACUCGAGUCUAAGGAUGUCCAAGGAAGUAGCCCGCACUUGAGGACCAGUCUGUCAAUUGAACAACCGCCGACCAAUACACCACCUCACAUGGCUUAUCCCAGACCGAUACACCCGUUGUUCCUCGAAACGAUGUAUCGCGGUCCAACGGGAACCUUCCCGGGAUUUCCCAGCGCACCGCCACCUCCAGGAGGAGGUACCCCGGAAUCUAGGCUGAUACCUCCACUUCCACCCUUCGCUCCACCGCGCGGGCUUCCUUUUUUAGGCUCGCUUAUGAACGGGCUCAGCGGCGCUAGGCCAGGAGCAGGAUUCGAUCUGCUUGCCCGGCCGCCGCUGAGCGCGUUCCCUGGGGUAAAGCCGUUCCAAGAGGCAGUAAUGACGCCCCAUCAUCACCAUCAUCAUCACCAUCACCAUCACGUCCACGGCAAGAUGAAGGAUCGGUACUCCUGUAAAUUUUGCGGCAAAGUGUUCCCUCGCUCUGCCAAUUUAACGAGGCAUCUGAGAACGCACACCGGCGAGCAGCCGUACAAGUGUAAGUACUGCGAGAGGUCCUUCAGCAUAUCAAGCAACCUGCAGAGACACGUCAGGAAUAUCCACGACAAGCAGCGGCCGUUCAAGUGUCCGCUCUGCGAGAGGUGCUUCGGACAGCAGACCAACCUCGACAGACAUCUGAAGAAGCACGAGGCUGACGACGGUAGCGGAGUGGUGUCGGUCGCCGAUUCGCCUGGAAGCAGCAACGAAAACGAGCGAGAGGAUACCUACUUCGACGAGAUCAGAUCCUUCAUGGGCAAGGUCACUUACGGCGGUGAGAGCGGCUACGGGUUGCCGCAUCACCCGGCCUAUAUUCCCAAUCGUCUGCACGAGAUAAACGAGUCCAAGAUGGAGGUCGAGUAUGACGAGGACGAGGACAGCGAGGAAGGUGUGUCUCCGUUGGAGGAGACAGACGGACUGUCGCCGAUCGAGGCCAAGGAAUCCCCGUCGCCCUCGCAGUACGACCUGAAGCUGAGGGAGAAGCAGGAGCUGCUCAAUAAUAAUACCGCGGAGCCGGUGAUCGAAAUUUCGACAUAGCCCAGAGGUCAGUCUGGGUGAUCUGCGUGAUCGCUUCGAAGGACGAGGAGAACUCGUCGUUCGUGUACAGAACUAUUGUGGGAUAUACGUUCGUCUUAGAACUCUCGAUCGUGACGGCGUUACCUUCAGGAAUAAUGUCGAUGCAGGAUUAUUUAGCUUAGAACGGUCCGCGUACUUAGACUUUGCAGAAUAUCAACCAUUUGCUUCUACAAGGCGAACAAUUCUCGAGUAUAAUCGGGUUAUUCUCCGUGAUUAUAUCGCGAUCGAUACCGUAAAUCCAUGGAAGACAACCUAUAAUAAUAAUUAUAAUUAUACAUUGAUAUAUCCGUACCGGAAUUUUUCAGAAAGAAUUUAGUGAACCCUAUUAUACUUGUAAAACAGGUGCUCUGUAAAAAAAAAAACGUAAAGAACUCGACGAACGUAACGAAGAUUCUUCUUAUGUAAUCCUUUUUUACACUCCACGUUUGUUUGCACUG